UGUGUUAGAGUUUAAAUACUGUUUUCUUUUAACUAAUAAUUUCAAAUUUCAAUUCUUUUUUAUUAUUCUAGCUAGUAGCUUGUUUUAUAUUUACAAAUUCGAAAUGUCCAACUACGCUUAAACUUCAAUAUUACUUAUAAAAGUAAAUUCCCUUAUUUAAAAUCGUCGCGUUGUGACAUUUUAUUACAAAAAAUACAACAACCAGGUACCAACAGCUGAAAUUUUUAGAAAAUAAUGGAAAAAGGACUGAACAUAACUACCGAAUUUACAAGUGGACUUCAAGUUUUAUUUGACAAUGUCAAGAAACACAAAGUAGUAUUGCCUGAAGCGAAAAAGCCUUGGACACUAGGUUUGCUCCUGUUCUGGAUUAAAGAUAACAUAUUGGUCGACAAAGACAAAUGCGAUUUGUUCAUGAAAGGCAACACUGUGAGGCCAGGCAUCAUUGUUGCUGUUAAUGACCAAGAUUGGGAGCUCUUGGGUGAUUUAAAUUAUCAAAUUAAGAAUAAUGACAAUAUUACAUUUAUAUCUACAUUACAUGGAGGUUAAAAAUUAAAACACCAAUGUUAUUUUAUUUAUUGUUUAUUUAAUAUAAAUGAAACCUACUUAAAUCAAUAAAAGUUCUUACACAAUA
Molecule: messenger RNA, 631 nt
Organism: Diuraphis noxia (Russian wheat aphid)
Lineage: Eukaryota; Metazoa; Arthropoda; Insecta; Hemiptera; Aphididae
Gene: Urm1
Product: Ubiquitin-related modifier 1
Biological process (GO): tRNA thio-modification
Cellular component (GO): cytoplasm
Source: RefSeq, a predicted model, not a curated record